AUGUCAAACAUUAUGAAUAAACUAAUUUGGACGGCGCUUGCGCAAGCGUAGCAAUGAUCUGCGUGUGUUUACCCGGAAGUGCACGUCAUCAAACGUGCAAUGUUUAUAAUUUUCCAACGUGGGAUGAGGAAACAAACAAUUCAAAAUAUGAAUUGGCCGUUUUUGAUGACUACUAAGAUGUACGUUGUCAUUUAAAUUUCAGUUUCCUUACAAGCUUACCGCUGUUUCAUUUUCAUUUGUCGUCGAAGAAACUAACUAACUAACUAGCUAGCUAGCUAGCAAACGAUGGACGAAAUCGACUGGGGAUUGGCGCUGGAGGAGGACAUGGCGCGCGAAACCUCCGCCACGGGAAACCCUGAGCAGCAAUACAACCCCUGGUCCAACCAGUCCAACCCCUGGUCCGAGCCUGGCUACACCUCGGAAUCUGUAGGGGAGCUGGACAAGCUGGCCUCGGGAGAUGGACAGCAUGUCACUCACAUGAAGAAGCAGCAAGGCGUUCAGACAGACGCCUGGACAGCAGACAAAGAUGUUAACACCGAUCUGGAUUGGGAGUCACUGAUGCGGUCAGUGGAUGAGUACAGCACCCACCUAGCCAUGCAGUAUGAGGAGCUGAUGAAGCACCAGGAGGAGGAUGAGGCUGAUCAUGGCAGCCAAGUAGACAGUCUGGUGCAGAAGAAGGAUGAGGGGGUCCACCAGCAGCAGGCGCUGCUGGACAAAAUUGAGUCCCUGCAUGUGAAGCUUCAGCUGAACUGCUGCAAGACCACCCGCAAGAACUUUGCGGUCAAGAAGCAGGAGCUCAGCAUGGAGAAAAGCAAAAUGGAGGAGGAGAGGAACAGACUGUCUCAGGAGCUGGAGGAGACCACCAGGAAGCUGGCUUUGCUGAUAGAGGAGCAGAACCAGGAGAAGCUGAUGUGGGAGCGGGAGCUAGCAGACCUGAACACUGAGAUGGAGCGUCUACAGGAGGAGUCAGAGGAGACCACACAGAGAGCUCUACAGGAGGAGAUUGCAGCUCUGGAAAUGCAGAGAGAUGUGACCAUGUCUGAGGUGGACGACUGGCUGAAAGAGGCUGACCAAUACAUAAACACACUUGGGUUAGACUCCUCCCAACAGCAGCACAUGCACCACAGGCUGGAGUGGGAGAAUAAUGUGGCUGUGGUUCACAGCAGUUUGGCGGGACUACAGAAUCAGUUCAAGGAUUACCUUCACUUGCUGCAACAGGGCCAACCAAUGGAAAGCCUCCCUGGAAUCACAUUACCACCCUUACCCCAGGUUCCCAUGAUGGGCCCUCCUAAAGCCAUGGGGAUGACCUUCACAUCCCAGCAGCACCACCGUGCUGCUUUCACAGCCCCAGCCAGAGUAACCCCGCCACCUGCCCCCUCCUCCACUCCCCCUGCCUCUGCUCUAGCCCAACACCCAGCCGCCCCACCUGUCUCCCAGUCCACCACUACCAUGACCUCCGCCCAGUCCCUGCCCUCCAAUAACCCCCCCACUGCUGGCAAACUGGACAAUCUGCUGAAGAGACUGGGAGACAGAUUUCCACAGUGCAACAGAACCCAGCUUAUGUCAGUUCUGCAGCAGAUUAAGAAUUCUCGGGGCACCAUGGCUGGCAUGUCUAUUGAUGACGUCAUAAAGCAGGUGGCACAGAGACUGGCACAAAAUGAGAAACCGGCACCAGGGCCUAUCAGGCCUCCCUCUGCAGACAGGGGCGUUCCUGGCUACCCAGACCCAAUCCAGCGCCCUCCAGGACCCAUCCAGAGACCCACACAUCCCCCUCAGAAACCUGCAGUGACCCAGGUCUUCCAGACCAGGCCCCCACAGCCUGUGGCUGUCAGUAAUCGUAAGCUGUGCUUGAUGUGCCAGAAACACUUGGAAGCAGACAGCCAGCACCCCAUGAGCUGCGCACACACUGUACAUAAGGAUUGCAUCAGUGUAUGGCUGCAGUCGAGCAAGUACAAUGCCUGUCCCUUCUGUCCAGCAAAGUGAGAGGAGUAGCCGAUAAGACCGAACGGAGAACACAACAGAAGACAUGAAGGGAAAGAGGAACACUGAUAACGAUCUGGUCAGCUUCACAGAACUGAAGUGGGAGAUGGUGGAAUAUGAUUCUCACCUACACAGAGCAGUCAUGGUGACUUAUUACUAUUCACCUAUGUGACACAAUAAACACAAGUCAUUCAUAUUAUUCAUCCCUAUAUCUAGACUUGACUUUAUGUAAAUCAUUUAGUACAUCUUGUUAAAACAACUGCAGUGAUAAUCUGGCACUGACCAGAACUUUAUUUUCUCCCUUUUUUUUAAACAUUCCUGAUUUAACCCAUAGGGAUAUCAUGUUUGUUAUGUAUGCCCUUUUGAACAAGCAGUGUGUUUCUUGUCAAAUAUACCUCUGAUACCCUCUGACAUAAUUAUAUCAACUGUUACAUGCAUGUUAUUUCUAACUACCAAGCAUUUUCUAUAUUUUAUAAUGUUUCUAACUUCCACGAUUCUGUGUAAAAUGUUUUUUUUCUAUGUCUAAAAAUACACUAAAGUGUUAUGUUAAUAAGUGCCUUACUAAAAGUCACAUGAAUUAUGACUCAUUGAACUUAACUUGUUUGAAUGAGCAGGAAAUACUUCAGUGGAAGGGAAAUGGCAAUAACUAUUUUGACUUUAAUUAACAUAUGUGAUGAAAGAGAACGAUAAAAUAAAACCAUUACACCAGUA
Messenger RNA from Oncorhynchus tshawytscha (Chinook salmon), 2691 nucleotides. Its product is annotated as RING finger protein 214. NCBI's taxonomy places the organism in Eukaryota, Metazoa, Chordata, Actinopteri, Salmoniformes, Salmonidae. Bases 286 to 1983 code for a protein of 565 amino acids. Gene Ontology annotation, molecular function: ubiquitin-protein transferase activity. The record is from RefSeq and is a predicted model, not a curated record. The transcript has 15 exons.